AACCACGUAGACAUAAUGGCGUGGAAGCCUUGGACAGAUAUUUGUCAUCCUUAUCAAUCAUUAUUGGUCAUCUUCACACUAUGGAAAGGCUUAUUAUUCCUAAUUGUCAUCCUCACACCUGGGGCCGGGUAUGACACUUCGACCACAUUAAUACAAUGGAACGGCAAUGCGACCAAAACACCAAUGCCAGUUUUCCUGGAAACGGUGUCACUUAAGUUGACCCGAUGGGAUGCUAUAUAUUUCACUAAAGCCGCGAAUCGGGGCUACGACUUCGAGCAGGAAUGGGCCUUCAGCUACGGGCUCUCGCGACUGAUUCAUGUCUUGGGAGAUGGCCUUCGAAAAGUUGGCAUCCUUGACUAUGCCUUUAACGAGAGCGUUGUGGGAAUAUUGGUGUCCUAUGCUGCCCAUGGCUUGUCCGUGAUCGUCCUCUACCAGCUCAUCUACGCCCUUUUCCCCGGCGCGCAUGGCCGCAAGAUAGCUCUCCUCGCAGCAUGCUUGCACGUUCUGUCCCCUGCAGGUGCUUUUCUGUCCGCCCCGACAGCAGAGAGUGCGCAUGUAUUCUUGAGCUUCUGUGGCUCUCUUUUCUUUGUGCAGAGCUUCAGCCCAUCAGACGCCUCCUCCUUUUCCUCUGGCCUUCUCCAAGACGCCCUACUAGUCCCGGCUGGAAUCCUACACGGACUAGCCACCACGUGCCGCAGCAAUGGCCUCCUCAACGGCAUCCUGUUCUUCGAAGAGGCGGUUCGGUUGCUUUUCUCGCUGAGUCUGGGUGUAUCCCACGCGAAACUGCGACGUUUGCUCGCGGUGGGGGUGGCAGGUAUCUGCACGGGUCUCGGCUUCAUCCUUCCGCAGUACAUCGCGUAUCAGAAGUUUUGCACCCUACCUGCCAACCAGGAACCGCGGGUCUGGUGUCGAAGAACUAUCCCGAGUAUCUAUAGCUUCGUGCAGGAUCACUACUGGGAUAAUGGGUUCUUGCGGUACUGGACUCUGUCUAACAUCCCGCUUUUCGGCCUCGCUGCGCCCAUGCUCGCCAUCCUGAUGGCUUCUGGCUCUCAGGCUUUGAGAGGAGAUUUUAGAAAGGUCGCGGGUGAGAUGCGGGACUCGCCGCAGGCUCGCUUGACGGACCGACUGUUGCGGAGUCUAGCGGUCCCGCAAGUGGUUCUCGCCGUGCUUACCUUCUUCAAUCAUCAUGUGCAGGUCAUCACGCGCAUGUCUUCAGGUUAUCCGGUCUGGUAUCUAUGGCUGGCUUGUCUGCUUCUGCAGGCCCGAUCGAGCAAGGAGGAUGGGGGUCGCAAUCGGAAAGCCAACCUAACUGUGAACUAUAUGGUGGUUUAUGCUCUUGUUCAAGGGGUUCUCUUUGCGUCUUUUUUGCCUCCCGCUUGA
This is a messenger RNA of Aspergillus homomorphus CBS 101889, 1380 nucleotides long. RefSeq names its product DUF409 domain protein. Gene Ontology annotation, molecular function: GPI mannosyltransferase activity; alpha-1,6-mannosyltransferase activity. Lineage: Eukaryota; Fungi; Ascomycota; Eurotiomycetes; Eurotiales; Aspergillaceae. The coding region runs from base 16 to 1380 and encodes 454 amino acids. The record is from RefSeq and is a predicted model, not a curated record. Gene Ontology annotation, biological process: GPI anchor biosynthetic process. Gene Ontology annotation, cellular component: mannosyltransferase complex; endoplasmic reticulum membrane. The transcript has 3 exons.